Molecule: messenger RNA, 3070 nt
Organism: Formica exsecta
Lineage: Eukaryota; Metazoa; Arthropoda; Insecta; Hymenoptera; Formicidae
Gene: scaf
Exons: 11
Coding region: 157-2442 (761 amino acids)
Biological process (GO): proteolysis
Molecular function (GO): serine-type endopeptidase activity
Source: RefSeq, a predicted model, not a curated record
ACGUAAACAAUUUUACUUUUUCGCUUUCUUAAAAUAAUUCAUCGACUGCGUGCAUGUUAAAGAAAAGCAAGCAAAAGUUUACACAACUUUUUUAUAGCGUUUAUAGAAUUCGAGGUAUUUGAGAAGAACCGGUUGGCCACUUUCAGAGAGAUUUUCAUGAUGAGGCCACGGCUAGAAAUGCUACUAUUUAUAGUAGCGUUAGCUACGCACACACGUGGACUCCCCUAUGGAGCCUCGUCACCUCAAUUGCAGACACAAGAUCAAAUUGUCUGGUAUGGUGACAAUCGUGCUUCCCAAAUUCAAAACACCGUCUUUCCUACUUACAAAGAAAACAUUGUUCCGCAACAGACUGGUCAAGCGCAAUUUAAUUGGGAUCAAUCUCAGCAAAACACAUUUGAAGGAUACGAAACGCAUGCAUCAUCAGAAUCGCAAGAGCAAUAUAAUCCCGACUAUGUAUAUCAGUCUUCCGAUCAAACGCUGCAGCCCUAUCCUAAUGCUGUGGAUGAUUUCACUAUCAGUUGCAACGGUCAAAAUAAAAUUUGUGUAGCCAAAAGCUUGUGCAUCGACGGAUACGUACAUCCCUUGAAGCAAGGCUUUAUUCGGCCAGUACAAGUGCAAGAAUGCAAGCUGAGCCACGAAAUAUGUUGCACCGUGCGAUAUGAUUUGACUAACUCGCCAUAUGACAACGACCAAAUUAAUACGGUACUGAAAGAUAAUCGAUAUCCAGAACCCACUCUGGAGAACGAUCAGAGAUACGUUCCGUACGGAGAAAAUAACCAGGCGGAUGUUGCUGAAUUGAAGCCUGAAUUGGGAAGUGAUGCUGAAUUGCAAACCGCGCCAAACAAUGGACAUGCGAUUGAAUCAGCUAAUCAUGCUAAUCAGCUUCGCGGCGAUACAAAACCGACUGAAGAGGCACCGAUUGAUUACAAUCAAAUAGCUGCCGAUACAAAUCAACAAGAACAGUAUCAAACAGGCGAUGCUAGUGCUAGCGAACCAGUUUUUCCUCCACUCAAGUCAGCUCCUACGAAUUCCAAUUCUGCGGUCUUCCAGUUUCCGGUUCAAGCAGGAUGCGCGGCUGCGUUGCUCUGCGUGGAAGAGCAGUACUGUACAUUGGAAGGAGUAAUUAGCCCGGAACCAGUCGCGCUUUCCAGCAAGCAGCUUCUGCGACGUGUUCCGCUAACCAGCUGCAGAAAUUCAGAGACCGGGGUGGUCGGCAAGUGUUGCCGUGAUCCGAAUUACGUAGACCCAUGGCCGACGGGCAAUCUACCAGCCAACUAUACAGGUGGUUUCGACGAGCAGGGCUUUCCAACGUUUCUGAACAUUGCAACGGUGCGACCGCCAAAAAAGCCGGUCACGCAAUCACCUAUCAAGACGAGUCCCAAACCGCCGGCGCCGCAACACGAGCAUUCGCAACCCACGAACGUCGUGCCUCUGGUGCCGGACCAUUCUGACCUAACGCCGCAGCAUGUACCGAUUCCGACCCAGGUUCCUAUAGUGCCGAUCAGCACACCCGUGCCCUUCAUCAAAAAUCCGUACGACAUUCCGAGCAAUCAGGAUAUCAUUACCGUCGUGCCGCAAUUGCCGAAUAAUCCAUGCGGAGUAAGAAAUUACGGCCAACGUCCACCCGGCUUCAGAAUAACCGAUGCGGCUUUCGGUGAGAUCCCAUGGCAAGUGAUGGUCCUGUGGUCAGAGGAACGUAAAAUUUUGUGUUCCGGCGCGCUCAUAUCGUCAGACGUCGUUCUAACAGCUGCCAGUUGCGUAAAUAGAUUUUCACCGAAUGAAUUGUCUGUGAAACUGGGAGAAUGGAAAUUGGGUUACGAACUUAAAUACGAGGAACCACUCCCGUUCGAAAUCAUCCCAGUACGAACGAUUAAAUAUCAUCCUGGCUACGUGCAGGGACUGUCCAGCAAUGAUACCGCAAUAUUACUCCUGGAACACCCCACGACUUUUAAUUUACACAUCAAUACGUUGUGCCUACCUGACGACUAUCAAGUGCAAGAAUCGCAAUGCAUAGUGACGGGAUGGGGUAAAUCAAUAUUACAAGCACAUUACGCUGGAGCCAUUAUGCACAUGGUCGACGUGGAUCUCCUGUCGCACGACGUUUGCCAAAAUCGCGUUUUGGGUGCAGAGUCUCACAUUAACAUCGCGCAUAACGUAAUCUGUGGCAAAGCGCGUAACGACAAUAACAUGUGUCAAGCAGACAUCGGAUCUCCAUUGGCUUGCUACGAUGGCAAUGGAGCAUAUCAUAUUGCCGGAAUUUACAGCCAAGACACUGGAUGCUUGCCUACAAAUCAAGUGGCGACGUUCUCUCCAAUUGACGUUCCCUGGGUGAAACAGAUAAUGUCCGAAACUAAUCUAGAAACUGCACAAACUAUCGAUAAUGGUUACGAUUAUCGGAAGAGUAACUUACCAGCGGGUAAUCAAUAUCUGCCCCCAGUAUAAAAAUGAUGCGGUGUAUAUUUAUACUGUCGUGUAACAUAUUUUUUUAAUACUCACGAGUGUUAAAACGAGGACAGAGGAGUGCUCGCAUAAUUCUCGAUUUAACGUAAUGCUGCCGAAAGUAAUUAAUGGUUUUAAUAGAGUUCAUAUACUAAGUCGCGAGAGAAGGGCCGAGCAAUUGUCAGAAAUAAUUAUAAAUAAUGGAUAGCGUUAUAAAUAAUUUCGUUGCCGAUAUACUCAACUUAUGCUAAAAUAUUUUAUGCUGCAUUUUCGAAUAUUCGAAAUUCUUAUAAUGUAAAAAGAUCCGAUAUAUAAUAGUAAUAGAUAUCUUUUGCUAGAAUUGUUUUGUAUAAUGAACUUAUCGAUAUCGAAAUCGAUAUUAUUUAGUAUCGGAGUAAGAGAGGUCAGAGCAAUAGCGUAUAACAAUAAGAAAAUACAUAAACUCCUAGAUUUUAGACGCAAACGUAUUUAUUUACCUGAUGUAAUGCUAAAAUUUUACAUAUGCAUAUGUAUACUCAUAUAAAGGAAACAUUGUAUAAACGAUAUAUGCUUUUGCGUAAGAUUAAGCUAUAAAGAAAGAUCUGUCAAAAAAUUAUAUUACAUUUAAUAAAUAUUUUCUUAGGAAAAAAUA